Molecule: messenger RNA, 1240 nt
Organism: Paramecium sonneborni
Lineage: Eukaryota; Ciliophora; Oligohymenophorea; Peniculida; Parameciidae
Source: the annotation of a GenBank genome assembly
UUUUCAAUAAAAAUAAUCCAUUUCCAAAAUGACUGAUGAAAAUAAGUAUGAUGGUCUAUUUAUGACAAUAAUGUAGUAAACAAAAGAUAUUAAUGUAUUCUUUGAUGCUGCAUUUGGAUUUUUAAGGUAAUUAAUAUUCUAAUGAUAAAAGACGUCACACAGAUUUCUUUUAAGAUUAAAAAGCAGCAGAAAAAGUAAUUACAGAAUCCUGUGCUAAAAACUUCGUUAAAUUUUAAUCUGAAAAACUAGAUAAGGAUAAGAAAGAAGAGUAAAGAAAAUAAAGAGAAGAGUAAAGAAAAAAAGAAAAAGAAGCUGCUGAAAAGGCUAAGAAAGAAGCAGAACAACUAUAACAACAAUAAUUGUUAAAAUAAUAACAAGAAAAAUUAGAAUAAUAAAGAUAAGAACAAUAAUAAUAAUAAUAAUAAUAACAAUAAUAAUAAUAAUAAUAAUAAUAAUAAUAAGAAAAAUUAGAUCCAUCAGUACCUAUAUACUAACCAGUUUUGAAAGUACCUGAAUAAAAACCAAAGGAACCUGAAAAGAAAGAAGGGGAAGGAGAUGCAAAAGAUGGAGAAAAAAAAGAAGGAGACAAAAAAGAUGAUAAUGAGAAACCACCUGUUGGAAAUGGAGGUAGAACAGAAAGAUAUAUUUGGACCUAAACAUUAGAAGAAGUUUAAGUAUAUAUUCCUAUACCUUCUACUCUGACAAGCAAAUAAUUAAAUGUUAAAAUUGAAGCCAGUUCUUUAUAAGUUGGAAUUAAAGGUAUAUUAUUUAUUUUAAUAAUUCUAUAGGAUAACCUCAUAUAAUAAAUGGAUAAUUGUUUGAAAAGAUUCAGUCAGAUGAAUCAACUUGGUUAUUAACUGAUGGAGAAAUAUAAGAUUAUAAAGGAAAAUAUAUUCAUAUUUCUAUUACAAAAUAUUCAGGUUAAUUGAAUUGGUGGUCAUGUGUUAUUAAAGGUAUUUUUUAAUUCUAAAAUUAGGUGAUCUUGAAAUCAAUACAUAAAAGAUUAGUCCAGAACCAUCUUAAUUAUCAGAUUUGGAUGGAGACACCAGAGGAACUGUUGAAAAAAUGAUGUUUGAUAUGAGACAAAAAUAAAUGGGUUUACCUACAAGUGAAGAAUUAGAAAAGAAGAAUAAAAUGGCAGAAUUUAUGAAGGCUCACCCAGAAAUGGAUUUUUCAAAGUGCAAAUUUAAUUGAGAUAUUAAUAAUAAGAUCAAUAUUAAAUUAAGAAUCUCUAUAUGGG